UCACGUGUGCACACACGCAGACGCUUCCUGCUCCGGUCCCGGAGACAUGGCAGCCAGGAGCCAGGCCUCACUGCUGUGCCUGCUGUUCGUCUCCUUCUUCAUCCUCCUGUGCCUGAGGAGUCACCCGCUAGGCUUGAAAGAGAUUGCUUUCUGGAUGGGAAGAUUUAUCUUGAUCCUCGCUCUUGUCACUUUCAUUGUUUCUGUGGUAACUCCGUAUUUUAAUACAGUUCAUCUCUCUGGCAGCUCUCCAGCAGUGCCACAAGAAGAAAAUGAGCGCCAUCAAGAAGUGGUAAGAAGAGAACAGCAAGAACUUUUAAGCAAAAAGGCAAAUGAAUACAAUGAGAAUAUUUUAAAACCACGGCAAGAAGAAAAGCUUACGAAACUAGAGGAGCGCUUCUACAAGAUGACAGGACAAACGUGGAAACUGACUGAAGGUUAUACACUUGGUCAGGAGGUGGAGGGUCAGGAGAACUCUGCUGACCUGAAGGAUCCUGCGGAAACUGCAAAUGAAGAAGCCAUAAGGAAAAGAAAACUUCCAGAGCGUGUCACAAAGAUCUUACCGCAGUGCGAACAGCCACAACCUAAAAGGGUGAUCAGUCUACCUGAAGAACCCCAUGAAUCAGAGGAAGGUGUCGUUUCCAUAGCUUUACGUUGCCCCAGUGGUCGUGUUUAUAGAAGAAGAUUUUACAAGUCCUGCAGCUCUAUUGUACUGCUGGAUUGGAUGAUGAAAAUCGGUUAUCACCCAGUCCUUUAUUCAGUUUGCACACCUAUGCCAAGAUGUACUCUAAAGCUGAAAGAGAAUGUAACACUAGAGAACGUUGGCAUCACAAGGCACACAGCCUUAAACAUUGAAGAAAAGGAUCCAUUGUAAUUGACCACAAAUAAUGCAGGUUCCUAAGAACCCAAUGACAACUGCACACAGAUCCACUGUGUAGGGGAGAGAUCAAGGACUUUCUUAGUCGGAUAUGUACUAAUUUAUAACUUCGGUGAUGAAGUGUAUCCACAAUUUAUUUGGGUUGAUUUGUCCUUUGUCAGCAUCCCCGGAGUCAUUUCUGCCACAUCUUGCUAAGCAGCAGCAAUAAGACUUGGUGGCAACACAGUUAAGAUUUUAUAUUAAUCCACAAGCUGGAAUUAGAUUUUUUACAGUAAAGAGACAACUGUAAAAUUUCACACUGCAUCAUGGUAAAGAGGUUCUGUAUGUACAGUUCAAUAAACCGGUGGCUGAUAGCCUAGGUGACAUGACCUACUGUUAAAAGCCACUCGAACUCUG
Messenger RNA from Bufo bufo (common toad), 1270 nucleotides. RefSeq names its product UBX domain protein 8 (gene UBXN8). NCBI's taxonomy places the organism in Eukaryota, Metazoa, Chordata, Amphibia, Anura, Bufonidae. Bases 47 to 871 code for a protein of 274 amino acids. Gene Ontology annotation, cellular component: nucleus; endoplasmic reticulum. Gene Ontology annotation, molecular function: ubiquitin binding. The transcript has 8 exons. The record is from RefSeq and is a predicted model, not a curated record.